AUUACUUUCCAAGAGACACUUGCAGUAGUCUGGAAGUCGCAGAUGUAAAAUGGCUUUGAACCGUAUCAUGUUCAUUACUGUGUGCAUGCUCCCACUUUUACCCUGUUUCACAGGUAAGUGGCUGUCUUAUUAAAUUUGAGCUGCAUUUAAGAACAGUGUGUAUUCCUGUAACACAUUCUAAACAUAUUUAUGUUAAUUGUGGUUCUGUUCUUGAAUCUGAUUCUAAAGCAGAUUGAUUUUAGUAAAAGAAGCCAUGUUUCACAUGUUCUACUGUAAUGUUUUUUCUCAUUCUCUACCUUCAAUCUUCAAUUGCAGUUGAAAGUAAAUGCAAAAACAAACUUAUCAGCAGCAUCAAUGUAACCACUGAGCUGCAGUCUGAUGUUCUUCUGCCGUGUAACUUUGAAGCGACCCUCCUUGGAUCAAACCAGACUGCAGAUAUAGCAGCAGUGUGGAGUCAGAGGACUAUACCAGCAGAUAAUCUAGUGGAGAUCAGUCUGCAGGGUGAAGUAAUGUUCUGGAAUAACAGAGGUGGACGUAUUAAGACGUUCCCCAAACUCUCAGAAUCUGGAAACUUCUCCAUCCUCCUCCGUAAUGUACAGCAGUCUGAUCUGGAUCUCUACCGCUGUGAGCUGCAUGAGGGAAUCAACUGCAUGAUCGCUUAUCAGGAGAUUAAUCUGAAAUCUAUAGGAGCUGUUUCUGAGGGUUUUCUGAGCUUGCCCAUCACAGCCGGAGCAUUAGGAGGGGGCAUUAUUCUUCUUGGUCUACUUAUAAUCAGUUACUUCUGUGCAAAACGUAGCAGAAAUUCUAGCGACAAGACAGUCUGCAAAAAUACACUUAAUAACUCAAUAUAUAACACUGUCCUUUAUCAAGAACAAAGCAGCAGAGCCAGAGAAGAGGAAGGGAUUUCACCUGAUACCGUAGUGUACGCCACCGUCAAGAAAGGAAAGGGAGCACCAAAAGAGAGAAACCAGACAGAAGAGGUUAUAUACUCACACAUAGUUUUUACCACAAAGGAUUAA
Colossoma macropomum (tambaqui) is the source of this 1019-nucleotide messenger RNA. RefSeq lists its product as uncharacterized. Bases 276 to 1019 code for a protein of 247 amino acids. NCBI's taxonomy places the organism in Eukaryota, Metazoa, Chordata, Actinopteri, Characiformes, Serrasalmidae. The record is from RefSeq and is a predicted model, not a curated record. The transcript is spliced from 5 exons.